AUAUCUUUGAAAGAACUUCAGAAAAGAAGAAACAGAAAAAUGCAACAAGCAUCUGCAUUCUAAUUAACCUAACAAAUAUCUUCUCAAUCAGAAUUAGAUUGACCAAUUUGGUACGAAUUGGUAAAAGCAGAUACAAAGGACUUUUAUGUGGUGAUUGCUGCAAGCAAAUCCAUAGCAACUUAUUCCAAAGGACUUCCUUCACGCCAUUGCAAUCCAAUUUUUAUACAAUACAAUAAUUCAAAUUCCAAAACCCGUUGUAUAUAUAUAUAUAUCUCCCAUUUUGGACACUCUUUUGGACAUACUAGGUUGGUUUAUUACAACAAGAAGGAAAAGAAAAACAAUGGGAAUUAGUUGGUGGUCACAUAUCCUCCUCCUUAUCAUCUUCUUCCUUGUACAAUCAAUUGCAUCGCCAGAAUAUACCCGCCAACCUCCUCGUCCUAUUAUCUUCUCUCCACAUCAGCGGUCGGAUUCUGACCCACAACAGGUCCAUAUAUCAUUGGUAGGGAAAGAUCACAUGAGGGUGUCAUGGGUGACCUCCGAUAAGCACGUGCCGUCGGUGGUGGAAUACGGGAAGGUGUCCGGGAGAUACGAAGCAUCAGCCACCGGAGAGCACACGUCGUACCAUUACUUCUUCUACAGCUCCGACAACAUCCACCACGUCAAGAUAGGACCAUUGGAACCAAGCACAACGUAUUACUACAGGUGUGGUGGUGGUGGUGGUGGCCCGGAGUUUAGCUUCAGAACACCUCCUUCAACCUUGCCAAUUGAGUUUGCCAUUGUCGGGGAUUUGGGACAGACCGAAUGGACUGCGUCGACCUUGGCACAUAUUGGUGCAAAGGACUAUGAUGUACUUCUGUUGCCCGGCGAUCUAUCUUACGCGGACACAAAUCAGCCACUGUGGGACACAUUUGGGCGCCUUGUGGAGCCAUAUGCGAGCGCUCGGCCGUGGAUGGUGACCGAAGGCAACCACGAAAUAGAGACCUUCCCAAUCAUCUACCCUCAUGGCUUCAAGGCCUACAAUGCCAGGUGGCCAAUGCCAUUCCAGGAGAGUGGGUCCACAUCAAACCUAUACUACUCGUUCGAUGUUGCCGGGACCCACAUUGUCAUGUUGGGAUCUUACACGGACUUUGAUGCCAGCUCGGAUCAGUACAAGUGGCUAGAGGCUGACUUGGCGAAAGUUGAUAGGAAGAAGACACCUUGGCUUCUGGUGCUCCUUCACGCGCCAUGGUACAAUUCAAAUUUGGCUCACAAAGGGGAAGGAGAGGGGAUGAGGAAAGCUAUGGAAGCAAUGUUGUACAAGGCACGAGUUGACAUUGUCUUUACAGGACAUGUUCACGCAUAUGAAAGAUUCACUAGGGUUUACGACAACAAGGCUGAUCCAUGUGGUCCAGUACAUGUGACCAUUGGUGAUGGAGGGAAUAGAGAAGGGCUUGCCUUGGCGUUUGAGGAGCCUAGUCCAUCGAUUUCACUCUAUCGUGAGCCAAGCUUCGGACAUGGCAGGCUGAGGAUUCUAAACCAGACUCAUGCGCAUUGGUCAUGGCAUCGGAACAACGACUCGGACUCAGUUGUGGCAGAUGAGGUCUGGUUAGACACACUAAGCUCCUCUAAAAAAUGCAUGCAAAGUGUGGAAGAUCAGCAAGCACCAAUACCAUCUCAUACCGAUGAACUUUAAGCUUAUAAUAAUAUAAACACAAAUCACUUGGUUAUUUUUUGGGCUAGCUAGUUUUCAGUGCAGUUUCAGUGUAUUCAUGCUCUAAUUACAAUUUAAAGAUGGAUAUUGUAUACUUACAUUCUUUGCAUCGUGGAGUGAAACUGUGGAAGGUUCAGGUUUGUAAUA
Messenger RNA from Cornus florida, 1837 nucleotides. Its product is annotated as purple acid phosphatase 22-like. Bases 341 to 1672 code for a protein of 443 amino acids. The record is from RefSeq and is a predicted model, not a curated record. NCBI's taxonomy places the organism in Eukaryota, Viridiplantae, Streptophyta, Magnoliopsida, Cornales, Cornaceae. The transcript has 5 exons. Gene Ontology annotation, molecular function: acid phosphatase activity; metal ion binding; protein binding.